Molecule: messenger RNA, 3164 nt
Organism: Chelonus insularis
Lineage: Eukaryota; Metazoa; Arthropoda; Insecta; Hymenoptera; Braconidae
Gene: CenB1A
Product: Centaurin beta 1A
Exons: 6
Coding region: 186-2858 (890 amino acids)
Cellular component (GO): cytoplasm
Molecular function (GO): GTPase activator activity; protein binding
Source: RefSeq, a predicted model, not a curated record
UUUCCGAGGUUAUCCGAAGCCUUGUGGAGAACCACAAUUAAGUUGGACAGGAAGACAGGAUUAUUUGUUGUAGUUUAUUGUUUUUUGAAUAUUUUCAUAUUAUUUUAAGACUGUAUGAAUAAUUAAGCAUAAAUAUUUAUGUUUGGGAGAAGAAUUAUUCUUACCAGUCAACGAUUAUUUAAAAAAUGAAGACUCUUAUUGACUUUAACGAGUGUCUACGGGAUACGCCGAAAUUUCGGUCUUGUCUUGAAAAUGUUGAAGGAAGCAUUGAUCAAUUGGAGCAAAAGUUGGAAAAGGUACUAAAAUCUUGUCAUUCCAUGAUUGAUGCUGGGAAGGUAUACGUCGGCCAGCAAACUCAAUUUACUAACAGUCUUUGGGAAUUAUCAUCUUACUUUGGUGAUGACGAAACAAUGAUGGCUUAUUUAAAUAAAUUAAUCCAUGCAUUGCAAGAAAUGAAUAAAUUUCAUUCCAUUUUACUAGAUCAAGCAUCAAGAACUGUUGUUAAAGAUUUACAUUCUUUCAUUAGGAGAGAUAUUCAAAAGGUGAAAGAAUCUCGACAUUACUUUGAAAAAAUAUCUGGAGACUUGGAUAUCGCAUUAAAUCGAAAUUCUCAAGUUCCAAAAUCACGUCCAGCUGAAUAUGAAGAAGUUUCAAAUAUUUUGUCAGCAACAAGAUCAUGUUUCCGUCAUACGGCAUUGGAUUACGUGCAUGCCUUAACGAUGUUACAAGCACGUAGACGUCAUGAAAUAUUGGGAUCAUUAUUGAGUUACAUGCAUGCCUGCUUUACUUAUUAUCAUCAAGGGAGCGAUUUAGCUCAAGAUUUAGAUCCAUUCCUCAAAGAUCUUGGCGAAGAAUUGAUAACAAUGAGGGCAGAAUCUGUAAAGCUAGAAAAAGAAAUGGAAAAUCGUCAUAGUUACGUAACAAAUCGAGACUUAAUUCCCACAUCAGCUGGUAAUUCGAGAAUGGAAGGGUAUCUUUUUAAAAGAACAAGUAAUGCUUUUAAAACGUGGAACAGACGGUGGUUUUGUUUGAAAGAUCAUCAAUUAGUUUAUAAGAAAAGAACUGGCGAUGAAGAUUAUACAAUAAUGGAAGAAGACUUACGUUUAUGUACAGUUAAAUCGAUAGUAGAUUGCGAUAGGAGAAAUUGUUUUGAAGUUUUAAGCCCCACUAAAAGUCAUAUUUUACAAGCUGAUAGCGAAGAAAUGUAUCUGGCCUGGGUUACUGCAACACAGCAAGCAAUUGGUGCUGCUAUUCAAAGAGGAAUGGGUGCUUACUCUAGUGUAACAAAUACUCUUGAACUGCAAAAAAAGAAUUCGAGAGGGCCUAUUAGACAUUCCCAGAGGUCAAAAACUCGGGUUUGGGAACAAUUACUUAAAAUUCCUGGCAACGAUAUUUGUUGUGAUUGUGGGAGUCCAAAUCCCAAGUGGGCUAGUAUUAAUUUAGGAAUAACUCUCUGUAUUGAAUGCUCUGGUGUUCACAGAAGUCUUGGAGUCCAUUAUAGUAAAGUACGUUCGUUAACUUUAGAUGAUUGGGAACCAGAAAUACUUAAAGUUAUGGCUGAGUUAGGUAACAAUGUUGUUAAUAAUGUUUAUGAAGCCAUAACUAUUUCACCAGACAUUCAAAAAGCAACACCAAAAUGUUCCAGCAAUAUUCGGGAAUCGUGGAUCAAAGCAAAAUAUGUUGACAGGAAGUUUGUUAAACCUUUAUCGAAUCUCACACUUCCUGGGCAUCAAUCUAGCCGUGAAAUUAUGCGGUUUCGCAAGUGGAGUGUAAGAAAAUUGCGACGUAGACCAAGAAGUCAUGACAAAUUUGAUGCUUCAAAUAGAAAUAGAAAUUGGACAAAAGAAAUAUCCAAUUCAAUCAAUGUAAAUGAAAGUUUAAAUUCAGCCGAAGAAAUCUGUAAGUCAGAAGAGAGCUCCAUGAGUUCAGAAAGUGGACAUGUAGAUUUAAAAAAUAACUCAACAUUAUAUGGUAAAAUAUUAACAACAAUGCAAAGCCAAAAUGAAAAUAAACAGACUAAAGAAGUAGACGAAAUUAGUUAUAAACCAUUAAAUCAAGACGACAGUGAAAUCACAGAAGAGGCCAAAAAAUUAUGUUUAACCAGAUCUAUAUCUGAUACUUCCGAUGAAAUUUGUGAUACUUUAGAACACAAAAAAAUUCUAAUAGAAAGUAGUAGUGACGAUAAAUCACUUGAAUCAGACGUUUUAAUGUUUGGAUGCGAUUUGCCAAAACCAUUUAUCGAAAGUAGUCUAGAGCUUAGCUCUGAUCAAGAUUCUACAGCAGGUGAAGAAGAAGAAUUUGCUGAUGAAGAAGAUAUAGAAAAUUUACAUGCUGAUAUGCUACUCUAUAAAGCUGCUGCCGCUCAUAAUCUUCCAGUAAUGUGCACUGCCUUAGCCGCGGGUGCUGAUAAAAUGUGGUGCAACGUUAAUGACCGUGGAAGAACUGCUUUACACCAGGCUAUUAUAAGUGGAUCUGUGAUGUCAUGUGAAUACCUCAUUUUAAACGGUGCUAAAAUAAAUUGCCAAGAUGCUGAAGGAAAAACUCCUCUUUAUUUAGCAACUGAGUUAGGACAUACUGCACAAGUUUGCUUAUUAUUAAAGCAUCGGGCAGAUCAACAUAUUGAAGAUGAAAGUGGAAUUAAACCGCUAUCAAUUGCCGUAAAGGAAGCAAAUGCUGAUAUAGUAACUCUUUUACGCUUAGGACUUUUAAAUGAAGAAAUGAAAGACUCAGAGAUAGGAAUCGCUGGGGAUGAAACAUUUAACGAUGUAGUGCGUGAUUUCAGUCAAUUAGCAUGUUCUCAUCCCGAACGGCUACAUCGUCGGAAUGAAGGAAGUAACGUUCAAAAUACUCCGGAAUAAUGAUUAUCAACUUCUCAGUUGAAUGCUAUGUACUUCCAACACUUUUACAAGUAAUUAGUAAAAAGUACAACUUUUCCGAGCUUUAGAAACGUGAUUGCUUAAGAGAUACUGCAUAAUUGGUUGGUUAGUAAAAAGCAAUUACAUUUAUUUAUUUUAUGUAGAGUUUAUAAUGAUUGUUGCAAGUAUUUGUAAUUGUAUAUACAAAGAGUAUUUGUUAAUAAUCAUGUAAUAUUCAAGGUCACAUUGUCGUAUUAUAGUUACUUUUAUUUGCAUAUUAAUACUUAUUAUUAUGUAUUAUUAUAGAUU